This is a messenger RNA of Lolium perenne, 1915 nucleotides long. The record is from RefSeq and is a predicted model, not a curated record. NCBI's taxonomy places the organism in Eukaryota, Viridiplantae, Streptophyta, Magnoliopsida, Poales, Poaceae.
CCUAGUUGGUCACCUCAAGUCAAGCUUCUCCGGCGUCCUCUUCCACCUCUUCGCCGUCGGAGGUGGAGGUCGUCACCGCCGACGGCCUCUCCUAGGACCUCACCUCCCCUACUUCCGCUUCUCCCCCGCAGUCCAUCCGCUGUCCCGCACAAGGCAUGUGGUAAGGGGAAGUUGAGCUGGAAGUGGCCAUUAUCAGAAUGGAUGCAAGUAGUGAGAAUAUCCAGUUCUCAUGGGGAAACAAGAGAGCAAAAAAUCGUCUUAAGAUGGAUACACAGUUCUAUGGUUCCUUCACAUUUGACAAUGUGAACUACUCAUUGUAUGACUGUGUGUAUCUUUUUAAAAAUGGUGAACCUGAACCGUACAUUGGAAAGAUAUUAAAGAUAUGGCAGCAAAAUCAAGCUAAGAAAGUAAAGAUUCUUUGGUUUUUCUCCCCGGAUGAUAUCAGAAGUUACUUAAGCGGUCCUGUGGCGGAGAAGGAGAUAUUUCUUGCUUCUGGUGAUGGCACUGGCCUUGCUGAUAUCAAUCCACUGGAAGCUAUUGCUGGAAAAUGCACUGUUGUUUGCCUUUCAAAGGAUGAGAGGAAUCGCCAGCCUACUCCAAGGGAACAAGAAGUUGCUGAUUAUAUCUUCUGUAGGUUCUUCGAUGUCGGAAACUGUACACUUUCUGAUAAAGUACCUGAAAAAAUUGGAGGGCUGGAAGUCAACAGUCUGCUUAAUCCUAAAGACGCGCAAGUUACAUGCUAUCCGGAUCAGGAUACGCAAGGUGUGGAUCAGAAGUUGGGUGCAGGUCUGGUUGCACCCCUUCCACAGUCAGCGGUUGAGAUGGAGGAUGAAAAUCCAGUUGCUGCAGUGACCCCUCCCCAGUCAGGGGCUAUUCCUCUCCCUCCAGCAGUCAAAGAGGAGGAUAAAGCAAAGGUUGCUGCCGUUCCUCUCCCCCCAGCAGUUAAGGAGGGUGUUCCCAAACCAACACAAGAUAUUCCUAAACGCACACAGAAAGAUCUUUCUGAGAAGAUGCCUUCCAAGAAGUUGAAAUUAUCCCAAGAUCCUACUGGACCGAGUGUGGCCCCAGUUCCUGACGUGAAAGUUCGCCCUGGUCCUCUGGAACUAACGACAAGACAGGCUGUUGACCGAAGCAAAUGGUUCAAACCUCUUCCAUGGCAUGAGGAACUACGAGUGUCUGAUGAGGAGGGGAGACUGGUGUAUAUCCAGAAUCUGGACAUACAGUUUGCAGCUUCUGACAUAGAGGAACUUAUUCGUGAGGCUCUUCAACUAACUUGUAGAGCUCGGCCUAUAAACCACCCGACCUAUGAUGAUCCCAACAAUGGAAAAGCUUAUGCUGUAUUUAAAUCUAAAAAAGCUGCUGAUGUUGCUAUUUCGAAGAUCAAUUCAGGCUUGGUAGUGGGUGGAAGACCACUUUACUGCAGCAAAGGGUUACUUAAGAUUAAAAAACCUUCAGGAGCUCUAGUUGGGCACUUAACCAUCAGUAAUCAAAAAACGAGUCGAAGACAACAAGAAGACCAGAAGAAGGCAGUAUCGACUUCACAUUGCUCUCAACCCAACACAAUAGAAUAUGACCUGGCAUUGGACUGGAUGCUUGUCCGAGAAAAGCAAGCAAGAAAGUUCAGUAUACUUCAUAAGAAGCACGCAGAUGAGAGGAAGUAGUUUGCAGCAAAGAUUGGGAAGUAGCGUUAUUGGAAUUGCUUAACCAAACGAGAACCAGCCUGUUUUUCUGCGUAUCAGCUGUUGGAUGGGGUUCUCAACUGAUUAUCAUCCCUUGGAUCUUGGUGUGUUGUUGUCACCUGAAGCAACACCUACCUGCAAGUUUUGUCGCAAUGGCAACGUUAUGGGUCAAUGGUUUAUCUUUUUGGCUUCAACUCUGUUGAAUUCCGAGGGGAAAUCUAACUGCACAUUAGGAU